AUGGAGUCCCGUCAACGGCUAAACCAGGACGAAAUAGCUACAAUUUUAGAAAAUGAUGACGAUUAUUCUCCGCUGGAUUCGGACUCCGAGGAAGAAGAUCGUGUAGUUGAAGAUGACGUCUGGAGUGAUAACGAGGACGCGAUGGUCGAUUUCGUUGAAGAUACAAGCAGGCAAGAGGACCCCGAUAACAAUAUUGCUUCUCGGGAAUCGCCUAAUCUUGAGGAAGACUAA
Danaus chrysippus (African queen) is the source of this 231-nucleotide messenger RNA. NCBI's taxonomy places the organism in Eukaryota, Metazoa, Arthropoda, Insecta, Lepidoptera, Nymphalidae. The record is from the annotation of a GenBank genome assembly.